AUGAAAGACUUGGCUAAUAAAACAGCCUUAGAAAGUCGAAAAAUGAAUACUACUAUAAGAAUAUAUCAAGAAGAUUUAAACACUGCAAGCACUGACCAACAACUAAAUUCUUCUAUAUUGUCUAAAAUUGAGGCAAAAACUGCUGUUUUUAACCCUGAGAACAAUGAAGAUUUUGAAACAAAUUAUUUGGAUUAUGAGAUAAAUUAUAUCUAG
This is a messenger RNA of Dentiscutata erythropus, 213 nucleotides long. Lineage: Eukaryota; Fungi; Glomeromycota; Glomeromycetes; Diversisporales; Gigasporaceae. The record is from the annotation of a GenBank genome assembly.